Molecule: messenger RNA, 1592 nt
Organism: Plodia interpunctella (Indianmeal moth)
Lineage: Eukaryota; Metazoa; Arthropoda; Insecta; Lepidoptera; Pyralidae
Gene: Rad60
Product: Rad60
Exons: 2
Coding region: 105-1319 (404 amino acids)
Biological process (GO): positive regulation of transcription by RNA polymerase II; cytokine production
Source: RefSeq, a predicted model, not a curated record
CAAUGUCAUAUAUUCAUUGAUAUUACUUAUUUGGGAUUGUUUUGUUGUAUAGUGUGUAUACAAAAAACGUUGUUUGUGAGUAAAAUUUCGCUGUUUUCCUUAAAAUGUCUUCAUCAGACUCAGAGGACGACUGCUACGGUAACGUAGCAAGAAAGUUACAGCAAAUGAAGAACAAAUACGUAGAGAAUAAAGUUGAAUGUAGUAAUCUCCUCAACGAAUCGUCGGAAAUCGAAGAGAUUGUGAAAAAAGCUGAUUUUGGCGCCAAAACUGACACGAAUACAAUUGUGAAUAGUGAAAAAGUGAACGAUGUUAGUUUCGAUUUUUCAGAUGAUCCCGAACUCGAUAGUUUAAUCGCAGGAUCGUACAAAAGAGUAACUCGUGCUUCAUCUAGAAGAACUAAGAACGAUACUCAAGAAGUAUCAGUUCCAACUAAAAGGAAAAGUGAUGAAGGUACAUGCGAAACUUCAAGAGGCCGGAGAGGUCGAGAAAGAGGGAAACGUGGCCAAAAUGUGGGUAAUGACAGUAUUUGCAAUGACAGUGAAAGUGGAAGUCAAAAUGAAAGUAGAGGUAGAGGCAGACGAGGCAAGGCGACGCCUCGAGGCAGGAGAGGUCGAGGUAGAAACAGAGCUAUCAAUAAUUUUCUUUCACAUAAUAAUCAGUUGCCAGUGUCUGACAUCCAUCCUGCCUAUCCAAUUUAUAGUGUUGGUAACACUGAUGAGUAUCCUGACCAAUGCGAAGAUCAAGGCUUAUUCAGCAAGAAGCCGCAGCCAAAAAAAGAUAUCGUUGUUAUAGAUGACGAUGAUCCUUUAGACGAAAACGAAGAACUAUCCGUAAAAGUUUACUGGCAAAGUUCGGAAUUUUUCAAAUUCACAAUACGUAAAUAUCAGAAAAUCACGUCGAUAUUUGAUUAUUUUGCUAAAAAGGAGAAUGUCAGUCAUGAUAAACUAUUUUUUAUGUUCAACGAUUGUAUAUUGAAGCCCGAUGAUACUCCGGACUUGAUAAAAUAUAACAUAGCUAAGUUUAUAGACGGGGGGAUAGUGAACCAAAGUAUUGCCAAUUUAGUUACAAAGGUCAAGGGAAAUGUAACAAAUGGCAUCAAAUUGAAGUUCCAAUGUCAAAACGUAAAGAAACCCUUUGAGACUGUUGUGGGAUUGGCUGAGAAACUGUCCGUCGCCAUGUUGAAAUGUGCUGAACAUUUUGACAUCAGUAUUGACAAGUUAAGGUUUGAAUUUGAUGGUGAUUUAAUAUCAGGCAAAAAUACCGCACAAGACUUGGACCUAGAAGGCGGGGAAUGCAUUGAUGUCAAAAUUGCCAGCUGAUAAAUAUAAAUGUAUAUAAAUAUAUAAUUACGUAUCAGCAUUCCCAAUGAGUGGUGACGUCAGGCAGGCGGCCGGUCAUAAAAAGAGCUGAAUUUAUGAAAUUAAGUUUAUUUAUUAUAGUUCCUGUCUACGACUCCGCCCGCGGCAGAAAAGUAGCAUAUGUCACACACCAAACAUCACUUCAAUCCAAUGUUCCGUUUUGAAAAAACAGACAAACACACAUCGAUAUCUAUACAUAUAAUAAAACUGUAAGUGGGCUAUGUUUGUACAUAU